GCAACCGGCUUUCCUCCAACGGAGUGAUUCUCUGAGACCCAAUCAGAACGCCGGCUCGUUGCUUCCGGCCCCGCGCCACCCAAUGACUGUGCACGGGAGGGAGAAGGGCGUGAAGCCCAGCGACGCCAUUAUUCUUGAGGGCAAAGGGUUUCUAGCGCCCCUGCGGUGGGGGAGUGGGUGAGCGAGCUUCUUGCGCGCUUCCACUGUGGCUGAAGGCAUCCUCCGAUGCUCUAAUCCGGGUCCAUGUAGGACCUGUAAGAAUAACACCUUAGGGUUUUUGCGCUGGUCCCACGACAGGCUGGGACCCAGCCCUUCGGGCUUCCUCGGCGGUGCCCUAGGCCCGAGGACCGACCAGGUUUGGUCCCGCGGCGUCCAGAACCCCGGGCCCGCCGGCGAACGGCGGAACGGCGGAACGGUGCUGGACCCAUGGCGCCGCCCGGGGCCCCGCGCCUCGCCGGCGAGCAGGGGGAGGCCCACCCAGAGCGAGGGAAGCCGGGCGCCUUGAGCUUCGCAGACGUAGCCGUGUACUUCUCUUCGGAGGAGUGGGGCUGUCUGCGGCCAGCCCAGAGGGCCCUGUACCGGGACGUGAUGCGGGAAACCUACGGCCACCUGGGCGCGCUCGGAUUCGCAGGCCCCAAGCCCGCCCUCAUCUCCUGGAUGGAGAGAAAGAAGGAGGCGUGGAGCCCGGAGGCCGAGGAUCCCGAGGACAGGGCGAGGCACCCAGGAUAUGGGAUAGAAAACAAGAAAAAGAAUGAACCAAGCAGCAGAAUCAGGGCCAAGGAGCUUGAGGACCCCCCUGUGAAGAACGGGCCACUGAUGAAGGCCAGGCUGGUUCCUGGUUUUAGAGACUGCAGCCAUUCAUUGCCUCAGGUCUCCUCUGACACGGGACACCAGUGCACCGAGACUCCCAAGAGGCCCUACCCCUGCCUGGAAUGCAGCCGUUCUUUCAGCUACCCCUCCCUCCUAGCCAGCCACCAGCGGGUCCACUCUGGGGAGCGGCCCUUUCCCUGUGACCAGUGUGGACGCUGCUUCCGCCAAAGAGGCAAUCUGGCUGUUCAUAUGCGCAUACAUACAGGGGAGAAGCCCUUCUCCUGCCCAGACUGUGGGAGGCUCUUUGCCUACCCCUCGAUGCUGGUCAGACAUCGGCGAAUCCACUCUGGAGACCGUCCAUAUGUCUGUGGGCCUUGUGGGGUUCAGUUCUCCCAGAGGGCUCACCUGGUCCAGCACCAGCUGCUUCAUACAGGGGACAAGCCUUAUUCAUGUCCGGAUUGUGGCCGCUGCUUCCGCCAGACGGGGGCCCUGGCCAUCCACAGACACAGACAUGGUGGGGAGAAGCCAUAUGUGUGUACCGAGUGUGGGCGCCACUUUACACACCCUUCGCUCUUGGCUAUCCACCAGCGCACCCACACGAGGAAGAAGCCCCAUAUCUGUUCUGACUGUGGUCGGGGCUUUGCCUACCCCUCCCUCCUGACCAAUCACCAGCGGGUCCACUCUGGUGAGCGCCCCUACCCUUGUGCCCAUUGCGGUGCCCGUUUUGCCCAGCAAAAUAACCUGCUUCAGCAUCAGCUCAUUCACACAGGCGAAAAGCCCUAUGAGUGCCCUGAUUGUGGCCGCUGCUUCCGGCAGAGUGGCUCUCUGGCUAUCCAUAGGCGCACACAUACAGGGGAGAAGCCCUACUCCUGCCCUGAGUGUGGGCACCAAUUUACCUCUUCGUGUGUCCUCAACAGUCACAGGCGUGUCCAUUCUGUUGAGAGGCCCUUCCCCUGUUCCCAGUGUGGGAAAACCUUUAAACGAAAGAGUGCCCUGGAAGCCCACCAAUGGAUCCAUCGCACACGCAGGACAAGUCAGAGGGGGGCCGGACCUCUGUUACAACCUCCAGCCCGAGCUUCUGUCCCUGAGGGUCAGGAACCGUCAGUACACUUCCGGCAUUUUCCUGAUAUGUUUCAGUAGUGCGAGUGUCUGAGUUCAGCAGUGUGAACAAGCGUUUUAAGAUUCUCCCUGAUCAAGUGUUGGGAAGGAGGUGCACAGAGGGCAUAGGAGGGGUAGGAGAGGGGAGGAAAAGGGAAUCAAUCAAAAAGGAGAUGGUGGGGGCUGAGCCACAUCUAGAGUCUGUGAGUGACCUGGAGCUGAGAAGGAGGACAUCCAGAGGGAAGCACCAUCCAGGAAAAGCAUGAGUCUCCUCCAAUCCACUGCCAGCACCAACUGCUGACCUCUGAGAUUUCAGCUCCCAGUUUUCCCUAACUCUAGAGCUCAGGAGUUCAAAUCUUAAUUUGGACCAGAAGCCAAAAUGAAAGAGGAGGAUCAUAGGCUUUGAGCCAGUUUAUCCCAUGUUCAACCUUGGUGCAUCUCGCGUCAUCAACAUCUUUCUAUAAAAUAAGUACAUGAAUCCGGCCCCCAAGGUGGUUGUGAGGAUUAAAUAACAUAUAUUCAGUCAAAACUGUCUAGUACAAUACUUUUUGCUGUGUAUAUCCUCCCAAGCUUUGCAGGUAGAGCUGUUUGAAUAUUGUCUAAUCAUCCCUGCUGAAAACAACUCUUUCAAUGUGAUUUUUGUAGCUUUAAAAAAAAUGUUUUUUUAAAUGUUUAUUUUAUUUUUUGAGAGAGAUACAGGGCUCCAGUUGGGGAGGAGUAGAGAGAGAGGGAGAUACAAAAUCUGAGGCAGGCUCCCUGCUCUGAGCUGUCAGCACAGAGCCCUACCACAGGCUUGAAUUCACCAGCUGGGAGAUCAUGACCUGAGCCUAAGGCAGACGCUUAACCGACUGAGCCAUCCAGGCGCCCCUUGUAGCUCUUUUCUAUAUUUCAGCAAGUUAUAAACUAUUAAUGCCUUUGUUUUUCCCCCAAGUGAUUCAAUGCUUAUUUUCUCUGUGCUCAACUCAGAAGUGAGAGUCUGUCUCAUAAUUCCCUGGAGUGUGUUAGAACUACCACACUGGCUUAGGCACCCAUGCCUUUGCUUACAUAUUAUGUGUCCCUCUCACGGGGUUGUAAGUACCACUGAGAGCAAUCACCCUUAGAGCCACCUCUUUCCAGUCCCCAGAAUUAUGUUUGGAGAUGCCACGUUUAAUCACAUCAGACAGGAAGAGCUGCGGGGGCUCAAGGACUACAUCGUGGGUCAAGCCCGGUGAAGACUCGAGAAUCUGGAAGGCUGUAGACAGCAAUGUAACCUCCAUGGCCGAGGAGGCUUUGUUUAGCUCCCUGCUCUGUACCGGGCUCCUGGAGCUGUGUUCCACGCAGGAGGCGCCAAUGCACGUUUGAACGUCAUUCAUAUCUGGGUGCAAAGGAGGCAGGGAGCCCCAGCCGCAGACAGCGCUCUGGUCCGAGGCCCAGCCGGCCAGGGUGUGGGGGGCGGGGAGGAGGAGCGGUGCUGUGGGCCCGCCGUCCCUUCGCACGCGCGGCCUACGACGGCGCCAGGCAGGUGUUCAACCAGCGCGAUCCCCGGGGUCGUUGUGGCUCCAGGGAGAAGGCCGGCUCGCAUGCUGCAGCCGGCUUCCCUCCAACGGAGUGAUUCUCUGAGACCCAAUCAGAACGCCGGCUCGUUGCUUCCCGCCCCGCGCCAUCCAAUGACUGUGCAUGGGAGGGAGAAGGGCGUGAAGUCCAGUGGCGCCAUUAUCGUUGAGGGCGAAGGCUUCAAGGCUCUGGUGCGGUGCACUGGGCUGUCUUCAGGGAAGUGAUGCAGGUGACCCAGGACUGCCUACCUGGGCGCGAUCGGAAAGUCCCAGCCCUCCCCUUGUCCCCCUUUUAGCGAAAAGGGAGAGCAAGAGUAAAGAAAAGAAGGGGGAAAUGGAGGUGAAGAAGCUUAAGGAGCCUGUGUGAGAGAGGCUGCCUGGUUAGGCAGCAUGGCAGGAGUCCUUUGAAGAACCAGGGGCCCUGAAUCAGGGGGUAUGGCCAGAUAUCACCUCAGGGCUCCUGAACUAUGGGACAACAGUGCUGUUUGGCUCCGAAGAAACCCUACCCGAGUCUUGGCUGUCCUCUUCCUCCUGGCCAGACACCAGCAGGCCUACUGUGCUGGCAGCCUUCCCUGUGACAGUGUGGAUGCUGCUCUCUCAGUGCAAGAACCUGCCCCACCAUCUGCCCGUCCACAGGUGAGACAGUCGUCUCCCCACCCCACCCCCACCCCCCUGCUGUGUGGCUGCUGCCUUUGAAAAAGUAGGGCCCUGGCCACCUACAGAAGGAAGAAACUUUAUGCAAGUCUGGACUGUGGGCAGCUCUUUGCCACCCCUCACUGUUAGACACGGACAGACCACUCCGGUGACUGUCCCCGUGUGUGUGGCUCCUGUGGUGUCCCCGUUUCCCGGAGGGCCCACCUGAUCUAGCACCAGCUGCUCCACAUAGGGCACACCCGCGUCCUGACUGCACCGCGCCGCCUCCACCCGGGGAAGCGCCCUGGGUGCCCAUAAGUGCAGACAUGUGGGCAGACUGGGGGUGAGACUUUGCAUACCCGCCUCCCGGCCAGCCACCUGCUCAUGCACUUGAGUAAACACUGCUAUACCGUGGUCUAUAGUGUGGUACUCACUUUUGCUCACCAAAAAAAUUUGCUCCAGCACCAGCUUAUCCACACGGGAAAGAAGCCCUCUGGUGCUGUGGCUGUAAGGCGGUGUUCUUUGGCCGUUCGGUCCUUUGGCCGUUCACAGAUGCCCACGCACACCCGGGGAAACCUUCCCCCUGCCCAGAGUGUGGCAUCUGCUUCCUGCACUCCUCCCUCCUGCUCAGCCACAGGCACAUCCACUCUCAUGAGAGGCCCUUUCCCUGCACUGAAUGUGGGAAAAGCUCCAAGAGGAAGCACGCCCAGAAAGCCCACCAUGGAAUCCAUCAGGGAUACACGGAAGGGCCAAGGUGUGGGAGCCCUGAGCCAGCCUCCUCCCUUGGGGAUCAAGACCCCUCAGUUCAUGUCCACUAUUAGAUACAUUCCAGGAGUGUGGGUGACUGGGGUCAAGUGCUGCAAAGGGGUUUAUGAUGGAAGACAUUGUUUCCCGUCAAGCGUUCACCACUCAGAGCGUGUAGAGGCAAGAGAGAAAGGAAAAAAGGGGGAGGUGUACAAAGUGACAAAGUCCAUAGGUGCCUUGGAGUCCUCCUUCAGAGAGCAGGAUAUAGAGGUAAUGGGAAAUGUACCAGCGAGUUACGUCACCCAGAAAUGGACAGGUUGGAACUGGACUGCAAGAAUCUGUUAGGGAAAGGGAAGAUUCCAUCAUUACCCAUGACUUUGUCCCAGGACUAACACUGCUUGCUGGAGUCUGGGUUUAUGGCGCAAUGACAUUUUAGGCAAAUCGAAGGUUGCACUGCCUGAUGCUUUCCUCUCACUGAGCAUGAAACAAGGAGAAAUGACGCUCAGAGCCUUUCACCCAGUUUAGAGCUGCCAGUGCAAGUCAGAGGACAUUCUCCAGCUUCAAAUCUCAUCCCCGCCUUUACUAACAGGCAGUCUGCUUGCUCAACUGUCUGCUAACCAUCCUCAUAAGGACUCUGGAAGGUGAA
Neofelis nebulosa (Clouded leopard) is the source of this 5463-nucleotide messenger RNA. Its product is annotated as zinc finger protein OZF-like. The transcript has 4 exons. Lineage: Eukaryota; Metazoa; Chordata; Mammalia; Carnivora; Felidae. Gene Ontology annotation, molecular function: RNA polymerase II cis-regulatory region sequence-specific DNA binding; DNA-binding transcription factor activity. Bases 427 to 1950 code for a protein of 507 amino acids. The record is from RefSeq and is a predicted model, not a curated record. Gene Ontology annotation, biological process: regulation of transcription by RNA polymerase II.